Penicillium verhagenii is the source of this 1308-nucleotide messenger RNA. RefSeq lists its product as uncharacterized. Bases 1 to 1308 code for a protein of 435 amino acids. Gene Ontology annotation, cellular component: plasma membrane. Gene Ontology annotation, biological process: water transport; glycerol transmembrane transport. NCBI's taxonomy places the organism in Eukaryota, Fungi, Ascomycota, Eurotiomycetes, Eurotiales, Aspergillaceae. The record is from RefSeq and is a predicted model, not a curated record. The transcript has 4 exons. Gene Ontology annotation, molecular function: water channel activity; glycerol channel activity.
AUGUCUAGAAAUCCUGAGAACGGUGAGGUCCAUGAUAUGGACCCGCAAGAGUACGAAGCGCCAGGCGGCACUGAAGAAGAGGGUAGCAAGAACGAAGGUGCCGGCAACAACCCGACAUUCAGUUUAGCCGGCCCCGGCGCGUCAAACCCUGCCAGCAAUGCAUACGUUGGAGACGAUUAUCGACUAUACAACCCGCAGUAUGGAAGGGAAGAAGAUUCGCCAACAUGGAGUUUGGCACAGCCGCUCCCCCAUAUUGUGCGACCAGGCAUGCAGCAUGGAGCCUUGCCAGAGGAUAGGAAAGAGGACAAGUUGGCUGGGCCCAAUGGACACAAUCCAGACCUAAACAAACCACAGUCCAAGAACAACGGCUCCAAUGAUUCGGAUGAAGGCUUCUUCAAUACCUGGUCUAAAAUCCGUCACUAUCUACGAGAACCUUUGGCUGAAUGGCUUGGAAUCACCGUCGCAAUGACAAUUGGCCUUUGCGCAACCUUAUCUAACUUCACAUCAUCCGGCGAAGCUGGAAGCUACAUGUCUCAAAGUGUAGCAUGGGGAUUCGGCUUCAUGGUGGCUAUCUACAUCGCGGGUGGUACAUCUGGUGGACACCUCAAUCCGGCAUUUUCUAUCGCAUUGUCUGUUUUCCGUGGUUUCCCCGCACGCAAGGUCGUCAUAUACAUAGCUGCACAGCUUCUCGGGGCUAUCACCGCCGGUGGAAUCGCCUAUGCGAUCUACCAUGACGCCAUAAUGAAUGUUGCGGCCGAAACACAGACGCCGCAGAAUGCCGGUCUUUCGGCUGAGGCUAUGAUUACCGCGCCGAAAGCUUUCGUUCAUCCGGCUACUGCGUUUUUUACCGAGUUUCUUGGUAGCGCAAUAUUGUUUGGUGCUAUUGUCGCUCUGGGUGAUGAUACCAAUUCUCCGCCCGGGGCAGGAAUGCAGGCUUUUAUACUUGGGAUUCUCAUCACUGUUGUGGUUCUUGCACUUGGUUAUAAUACUGGAGGCUGUUUCAACUGCGCACGCGAUUUUGGCCCACGGCUGGUCGUUCUCAUGGCUGGUUGGGGUGGUAACGUCUUCCGAGAAACCCAUGCUUGGUGGGUCUGGGGUCCAUGGUGUGCCGAUAUCAGUGGUGCACUAUUUGGUGCAUUGGUAUACGACAUGGCAAUUUUUACCGGAGGUGAAAGUCCUAUAAAUUACCCUGCGCGACGACGGAAGAGGGCAUUCCAAGUGAGAGCAGUUAAUAUGCGGAAAAAGCUAGGAUUGAGGCGAAAGAAGACCCGCGAUAUCGAGAGCUCAUCUGCAGAGACUGCUCACUAA